This is a messenger RNA of Sorghum bicolor (sorghum), 1082 nucleotides long. RefSeq names its product dehydration-responsive element-binding protein 1A. The transcript has a single exon. Gene Ontology annotation, molecular function: DNA binding; DNA-binding transcription factor activity. Lineage: Eukaryota; Viridiplantae; Streptophyta; Magnoliopsida; Poales; Poaceae. The record is from RefSeq and is a predicted model, not a curated record. The coding region runs from base 219 to 926 and encodes 235 amino acids. Gene Ontology annotation, biological process: regulation of DNA-templated transcription.
GGCUCGUAGCUCCCCCUCCCGCGUUUUUUACUCUGUUCAGCUACGCUGACUGCUACUGCUGCUCUCUGCUCCAACCUCCAGCCACCACCUAUAAAUAUGCGUCCUCAAAUCCGCCAUUGCCAUCCCAAAAAUCACUCGAACACAGCUCUAGCAGGACCGACCAAAGGCACCCGCACCAUCCGCGGCUCAAGCAAGCAGAGAAGUGAUCAGAAGAGAAGAUGUGCCCAAUCAAGAAGGAGAUGACCGGAGAGUCGAGCUCCCCCUGCAGCUCAGCCUCGACCUCUUCGGAGCACCACCAGACGGUGUGGACGUCGCGACCGAAGCGGCCCGCGGGGCGGACCAAGUUCCGGGAGACGAGGCACCCGGUGUUCCGCGGCGUCCGGAGGCGGGGCAACGCCGGGCGGUGGGUGUGCGAGGUGCGCGUGCCGGGGAGGCGCGGCUGCAGGCUCUGGCUCGGCACCUUCGACACCGCGGACGCCGCGGCCCGCGCGCACGACGCCGCCAUGCUCGCCAUCGCCGGCGCGGGCGCCUGCCUCAACUUCGCCGACUCGGCCUGGCUCCUCGCCGUGCCGGCCUCGUACGCCAGCCUCGCCGAGGUCCGCCACGCCGUCGCGGAGGCCGUGGAGGAGUUCCUGCUCCGUGAGGUGGUCCAAGAGGACGAUGCGCUUUCGGCCACGUCCUCGACGCCGCCGUCGUCCCCGUCCAGCAGCGACGACGGAAGCACCUCUGAUGGCGGGGAGUCCUCUGAAUCUGAUUCGUCUCCGGCCGCCACCGGGGCCUCGCCGUUCGAAUUGGACGUGUUCAAUGACAUGAGCUGGGACCUGUACUACGCGAGCUUGGCGCAGGGGAUGCUCGUGGAACCACCGUCCGCGGUCACCGCGUUCAUGGACGAAGGCUUCGCCGAUGUGCCACUAUGGAGCUACUAGAGACUCUGAGGCCGUUGUACUCUGAAAUUUUCGGUUUCUAAAGCUUGGCCUCUAAUGGCUAGUUUUGGCAGUGUAACGGUUACUUCAUUUGGUAAUGAUGAGACAGACCAAGUUUGGGAAACAUCGAAAUAGAGCAUGCCCAUUGAUAUUUUAUAA